This is a messenger RNA of Neopsephotus bourkii (Bourke's parrot), 2308 nucleotides long. It is a transcript of the gene PLK1, whose product is annotated as polo like kinase 1. The transcript is spliced from 10 exons. Gene Ontology annotation, cellular component: spindle pole; nucleus; cytoplasm. Gene Ontology annotation, molecular function: ATP binding; protein serine/threonine kinase activity; protein binding. Gene Ontology annotation, biological process: mitotic cell cycle; protein phosphorylation; regulation of cytokinesis. Bases 1 to 1818 code for a protein of 605 amino acids. The record is from RefSeq and is a predicted model, not a curated record. Lineage: Eukaryota; Metazoa; Chordata; Aves; Psittaciformes; Psittacidae.
AUGAGUGCGGCGGGCGGCAAGGUAGUGCGGCCCCUGGCCCGGGCAGAGCCGGUGCGGCCGGCGGCCAAGGCAGAGCCCGCCCGGACCGGCGCCUCGGCGGCCGCGGCCAGGAGCGAGGUCCCGAAGGUGCUGGUGGAUCCGCGGACCCGGCGCAGCUUCGUGCGCGGGAGGUUCCUGGGCAGAGGCGGCUUCGCGCGGUGCUAUGAGCUGGCGGAGAGCGAGAGCCAGGAGGUGUUCGCGGGGAAGGUGGUGCCCAAGUCGCUGCUGCUCAAGCGGCAGCAGAAGGAGAAGAUGUCCAUGGAGAUCGCCAUCCACCGCAGCCUGGCGCACCGGCACGUUGUGGGCUUCCACGGCUUCUUCGAGGACGAUGACUUCGUCUACGUGGUGCUGGAGCUCUGCCGACGCAGGUCGCUGCUGGAGCUGCACAAGCGGCGGAAGGCGCUGAGCGAGCCCGAGGUGCGGUACUACCUGCGCCACAUCAUCCUGGGCUGCCAGUACCUGCACAGCCAGCGCAUCAUUCACCGCGACCUCAAGCUGGCCAACCUCUUCCUCAGCGAUGACAUGGAGGUGAAGAUCGGUGACUUUGGCCUGGCCACUAAAGUAGAGUAUGAUGGCGAGCGUAAGAUGACCCUGUGUGGGACCCCCAACUACAUUGCUCCGGAGGUGCUGGGCCAGAAGGGGCACAGUUUCGAGGUGGACAUCUGGUCCAUUGGCUGCAUCACGUACACUCUGCUGGUGGGGAAACCGCCAUUUGAAACGCCUUCUCUGAAAGAAACCUACCUCCGAAUCAAGAAGAACCAAUAUACUAUUCCCAAGCACAUCAACCCUGUAGCUGCUAACCUUAUCCAGAAGAUGCUGAGGUCCGACCCUGCCACGCGCCCAACAAUCGACGAGUUGCUGAAUGACGAGUUCUUCACGUCGGGAUACAUCCCCAGCCGCCUGCCCACCAGCUGCCUCACCAUUGCUCCUAGGUUUUCCAUUGUUCCCAGUGGGCUUGAGCCGGGCGGGCGAAAGCCGCUCAUUGAAAUCAACAAAGGACGAGAUGGCCCAGCACUGGAGAGCUUGCCUGACAAGGAAGAUGUCGCUGCGCUGCGGGAGCUGGGAGAUGCUGUUGGCACCCAUUUAGCUGACAUGUUAAAGCAGCUGACUGCAGUCAACCUGGCCAAGCCCUCUGAAAGACUGGUGGUGAGGCAAGAAGAAGCUGAGGACCCAGCCUGCAUUCCCAUCUUCUGGGUUAGCAAAUGGGUGGACUACUCGGAUAAAUAUGGCUUAGGUUACCAGCUGUGUGACAACAGCGUUGGAGUUCUCUUCAAUGACUCCACUCAUCUGAUAAUGUACAGCGAUGGGGACAGCUUGCAGUACAUCGAGCAAAAAGGCGCCGAGUCCUACUUCACUGUGAGAUCCUACCCCUCUGCCCUCAACAAGAAGAUAGAGCUAUUGAAAUACUUCCGGAACUACAUGAGCGAGCACUUGCUGAAGGCGGGCGCCAACAUCACCCCUCGGGAGGGGGACGAGCUGGCCCGGCUGCCCUACCUCUGCACGUGGUUCCGCACCCGCAGAGCCAUCACCCUGCACCUCAGCAACGGCACCGUCCAGAUCAACUUCUUCAAGGACCACACCAAGGUCAUCUUGUGCCCUCUUAUGGCUGCUGUCACAUACAUAGAUGAGAAACGGGACUUCCGCACGUACAAGCUGAGCCUCAUCGAGGAGCACGGAUGCUGCAAGGAGCUGGCCAGCCGGCUCUGCUAUGCUCGUACCAUGGUGGAGAAGCUCCUCAGCUCCAAGUCUGGCUCAGGUGCUGUGAAAACCUCUGCUUAGACCUUGUUCUUGAUGGACUCCACAUCUGUGCCAAACCAUCCCAGCUGUGGAUGGGGAGGUCUGGUAGCAUCCCUGCUCACACUCCCUCCACACAGCUGGGUAUGGUCUGGUUGCCACAAGGAAGUGCCUGAUGCUGUGGGAACACCGUUGUUCACUCUGGUACCCAAAGGUUUCUUGCUCCCCACUUCUAAUAGAAAACAUUUUCUAACUGUAUACCUAGUGGGGUUGUUUUAUAACUUCCCAAAGCUUAAAACCCACCAUCUUUGAGGCUCCUGGGCCUUUUGAGAGCAAAGCAUGGGGAGGGCAGAACUAUCGUGUACGUUAUUUGUACAUGCCUGUGUGGCCUUUGUUUCCUUUUGAGACCUUCGUGUAAGCUGUUUAACAUGCCCGGGGUGAGACAGCAGUCAGCCUUUUAAAGCAAAUUAAACUACAUGAAACCUCAACUUUUGUAUAUUGGAGAACUUGAAUAAAGACUGUUUGGUGUACUGUC